UACAGUGCGUGCGGCGUCGGGUCACAUGAUCCAACGGACAACAUGGCGUCGGUUGCAGACAUGUUCGAUGUAACCUGGGAGGAAAUGCGUGACAAGUUGAGGAAAUGGCGAGAUGAGAACUACCGGAAUAGUGACCAGAUUGCAGAUGUUGGUGAAGAGUUGAUCAAUGAUUAUGCUUCAAAACUUGGAGAUGACAUUUGGAUUAUUUAUGAACAAGUGAUGAUUGCUGCCCUUGACUGCAGUCGUGAUGACUUGGCAUUGCAAUGUCUGCAUGAACUCCGCAAACAGUUUCCAGGCAGCCACCGGGUGAAGCGAUUGACUGGCAUGCGAUUUGAAUCCCUUGAAAGGUAUGAUGACGCCAACAAGAUGUAUGAUGGAAUAUUACAAGAAGAUCCAACAAACACAGCAGCACGGAAGCGUAAGAUUGCCAUUCUCAAAGCCCUGGGGAAAACCACUGAAGCCAUCAGGGAGCUGAAUGAGUAUCUGGAACAGUUUGUUGGAGACCAAGAGGCAUGGCACGAACUAGCGGAGCUUUAUAUCAAUGAGCACGAUUAUGGGAAAGCAGCAUUUUGCUUAGAAGAACUUAUGAUGACUAACCCUCAUAAUCACCUGUACUGUCAGCAUUAUGCUGAGGUGAAAUACACCCAAGGUGGACUUGAAAACCUGGAAAUCUCUCGCAAAUACUUUUCCCAAGCACUGAAACUAAACAACAGAAACAUGCGGGCAUUGUUUGGGCUGUACAUGUCUGCAAGUCACAUUGCAUCUAAUCCUAAAGCCAAUGCUAAAAUUAAAAAGGACAACAUGAGAUAUGCUACUUGGGCAGCUAUGCAGAUCAACAAGGCUUAUCAACUUGCAGGUCGAGGCAAAAAGGAGAACAAGAAUUCACUAAAGGUUGUGGAGGACAUGCUGGAGGCUUUGCAGAUCACACAGUCAUGAAAUCAUUGCUCUUGGUUGGAUCUUAAUCGACCUACUUCAGUGUGCGUGUGGGACCUCGUAUCUUCAGCACACUUUGCUUGUUUCCACCGCCACCCCACCCACCAGCUCCUCUCCUCUCUCCACCACCCCCUCUGGCUCACCACCACCCCACCCCUCACCUCAGUGACUUGGCCAAAAAACUUAUUCUGUGAAUGUAGUUAUAACUUUGGCUGCCAGUGAGUCGAUAUUUUACACCGGUGACAAGUAA
Pristis pectinata (smalltooth sawfish) is the source of this 1183-nucleotide messenger RNA. It is a transcript of the gene emc2, whose product is annotated as ER membrane protein complex subunit 2. The record is from RefSeq and is a predicted model, not a curated record. Gene Ontology annotation, molecular function: protein binding. Gene Ontology annotation, cellular component: EMC complex. Gene Ontology annotation, biological process: protein folding in endoplasmic reticulum. The transcript has 11 exons. The coding region runs from base 43 to 936 and encodes 297 amino acids. NCBI's taxonomy places the organism in Eukaryota, Metazoa, Chordata, Chondrichthyes, Rhinopristiformes, Pristidae.